AUGGCGUCGGAGCCGCAGAGGACGGCGUCGACGCACAGGACGAAGCUCGUCCGUGGCACACACCAGUUUGACAUCGUCGGCUACAGCCAGCGGAAGCAUCUCGGCAGCGUCGCCGACAAAUAUUGCUUCACCAUCAUCAGGUCCGGCGCCUUCAGCGCCGGUGGCCACACCUGGGAGCUCGGCUGCUGGUUCGAUUAUAAGGGUGAACUCUCCUCAAUCUCCCUCGAGCUGGUCAGCCUCCGGAUCACCAAGGACGUCGUCGCCAAGGCCAGUCUCCGGAUCGAGGACCCGCUGGGUGAGUCGCCACCUGCCGUGUGGCGAAGCGGCGGCUCCAACGUCUUCUCCAUCUCCACGACGGCUACAUCGGGCAUGACCUGGAAGCUCUCGGUUCCCCGCGCGUUCCUUGCCCAUGAGAGCAGCUACGUGAGAGACGAUCGCCUCACCAUCCACUGCACCGUCUACGUCAUAAUCGAGGCGUGCACCCCCACCACCGAAGACAUGCCACCACUUUGCAUGACCGAGAUCCGGGCACACAAGCUCGUGCUAGCCAUGCAAUCGCCGGUCUUCGCCGCGCAGCUCCGCUGGCAGACGAAUGAUGGUGCUGCUGCCACGCGCGUCGUCAUCGAAGACAUGAGAGCCUCCACCUUUAGGGCCAUGCUCCGCUUCAUCUACACCGAUGAGCUGCCCAUCAAACCAACAAGCAAAGACCAGCCUGCUUGCAAACAGAUAUAUGCGGCGAGGCGCCGUGAAGCCAUGGCACGCGACCUGCUCGUGGCUGCGGAUCGGUAUGACGUAGAGAGGCCGAGGCUUAUGUGCGAGAACAUACUGUCCGAGAGCAUGGACACCACCAAUGUCAUGGCCACGUUGCUGGUCGUGCGCGGCCGCUACAGCUGCCGCCAGCUCGAGGAUUCUUGCAUCGAGUACAUAGCUUCCGCCCCUGCCAUGUGCGCUGCUGUGACCAAGACACAAGAAUUCCAGGAGCUCAUCAUCAAAGAAAGCUGCACCUAG
Aegilops tauschii subsp. strangulata is the source of this 1008-nucleotide messenger RNA. NCBI's taxonomy places the organism in Eukaryota, Viridiplantae, Streptophyta, Magnoliopsida, Poales, Poaceae. The record is from RefSeq and is a predicted model, not a curated record.